ACAGAGAAAUUUAGGUUGGAAGGGACCUCUGGUGGUCAUCUGGUCCAACCACCAGCUCAAAACAUGUUCAACUAGAUCAGGUGCAAGAUGUCUGCUCUGAGUCUAGUUUCUAACAGAACCUCUCAGCAGGCCUUGUCUAACUCUGAUUACACCUGGGAAUAUGAGUACUACGAGUACGGACCAGUGUCGUUUGAAGGCCUGAAGGCUCAUAAAUAUUCCAUUGUGAUUGGAUUUUGGGUUGGUCUUGCCGUUUUUGUCAUCUUCAUGUUUUUUGUCCUGACGCUACUGACAAAGACAGGAGCACCACAUCAAGACAAUGCAGAACCUUCUGGAAAAAGAUUUCGGAUGAAUAGCUUUGUGGCAGAUUUUGGAAGACCUCUGGAGUCGGAGAGGGUCUUUUCUCGUCAAAUAGCUGAAGAAUCCCAGUCACUUUUCCAUUUCUGUAUUAAUGAAGUGGAACGUUUGGACAAAGCAAAACAAACUCAGAGAGGUUCUGGUCUAGAGAGUAAUACCCACUUCCAGGAAGUUCCCAAGAGCAGUGAAGUGUUUGAGGAGGACCAAAAUUGUCUUACAAAAUUUAACAUUCCUAACUUUGUGAACACUGAGCAGAAUUCUUCACUAGGUGAGGAUGAUCUCCUCAUCUCAGAGCCACCAAUCAUUUUAGAAAGCAAAUCGGUCAUACAGUCUUCCCAUGGGAUCCUUGACUGAAAAAAUCUUUUACUUAAGGUAAACAUUCUCAUUAUUGUCCAGUUUAAAGCCUUUCUUGACCUUCUGGUAUUUUGACAGAAGGUAUUUCAGACCUGUGCUUUCUGUUGUAUGUAAGACUGUGCUGCAAGAA
This is a messenger RNA of Apaloderma vittatum (bar-tailed trogon), 838 nucleotides long. RefSeq names its product melanocortin 2 receptor accessory protein 2 (gene MRAP2). The record is from RefSeq and is a predicted model, not a curated record. Gene Ontology annotation, molecular function: type 1 melanocortin receptor binding; signaling receptor regulator activity; type 5 melanocortin receptor binding. Gene Ontology annotation, cellular component: endoplasmic reticulum; plasma membrane. The coding region runs from base 88 to 708 and encodes 206 amino acids. NCBI's taxonomy places the organism in Eukaryota, Metazoa, Chordata, Aves, Trogoniformes, Trogonidae. Gene Ontology annotation, biological process: regulation of adenylate cyclase-activating G protein-coupled receptor signaling pathway; protein localization to plasma membrane. The transcript has 4 exons.